GUGUUCAAUUUAGUCCUGUUGGCUUAGUCAUGCCCUUAAGGUGUUGAGAGGGGAGACUUGGCCCUCCAGCUGUUGAACUACAACUCCCAGCAUCCCCAGCCACAAUAAAAGCCGCUGGAAGGCCAAGUUUGCCCACGCUUGCCUUAUUGCCUGCUCGGGCUCGCACAGCAUUGACUUUGAGGCCUUGGAUUUUUUUGUCUUUCUGGUGGGGUGAUGUUGGGCUUGAGCCCCCAAGCUACAGUGAGGCCUUGGACUAGUCGCUGUCUUCAACUUUAACCAGCUUCAUAGGCUUGCUGAGUGUGCUGAGCCAAUGACUCUGGGUUCCCCAGCCUCACCAAAGCCUGGUGGUGCUCAAUUCCUGCCUGGAUUUUUGAUGGGUGAUUUACCAACUCCAGUGACACCGCAACCUCGUUCUUUAAGUGGCCCUUCGGGUGGUAUAAUGGACAUGAGGUCCCCAUUGCUUGCUGGUGGAUCUCCUCCACAGCCAGUAGUUCCAACACACAAAGAUAAAGGUGGUGCUCCACCAGUUAGAAGCAUGUUUGAUGACGUCGCUAGCCCAGGUCUCGGAUCAACACCCUUGACUUCCAGAAGGCCCGCCAGCUUUUCUGUAACACAGAGCCCAAUGGUUGCAUCUUUGCCAACAACCCCUGGACCAGGUGCAAGUAUGUUUAGUCCAGCAAGUCUUGCCCAACCCAGGAAGACCACAAUGUCUCCAGCUCAGCUAGAUCCAUUCUAUACUCAAGGAGAUGCCCUAACAUCAGAAGAUCAUCUUGAUGAUACUUGGGUAACAGUGUUUGGGUUUCCUCAAGCAUCUGCUUCAUAUAUCCUGCUACAGUUUGCACAGUAUGGAAAUAUAUUAAAGCAUGUGAUGUCCAACACAGGGAACUGGAUGCAUAUUCGCUACCAGUCAAAAUUGCAGGCCCGGAAAGCCUUGAGCAAAGAUGGCAGAAUUUUUGGUGAAUCAAUCAUGAUUGGAGUGAAACCUUGUAUCGAUAAAAAUGUGAUGGAAAACAUAGAGAGAAGUUCUGUGCCAUCUCCUUCUUCAGCCUUCACACCACCAAUGAAAACACUAGGCACACCAGUGCAACCUUCAAGUGCUCAAAGGAUUGCGACUAUGAGGCCCCUUGCUACAGCAUAUAAAGCUUCAACUAGUGACUACCAGGUGGUGUCUGACCGACAGACUCCCAGGAAAGAUGAAAGCAUUGUGUCCAAAGCCUUGGAAUACAUGUUUGGCUGGUAGUAAGAGAGAAACUAGAGGAAACUUGGGCUAGAGUUUGUCAUAGCUGCCAGUGCCUCUGGUUAGUUCUAUAACCAUUCAUGGCAGCAUUUCAAACAUAGCAACUCUGCCUCUUAAAAAGAACUUUGCGCACAUGUAACUUGCACUUUAAUCAGCAGCUGGAUAUAGACUUGAGUCAAAGAUGUACUGUUGCAAUCAGUGUGUAAUAGUUUAUUGUCUAUAGUGAUUGCAUGACAAGUAAACAUUCUUGUCCAUGACACUCAAAUCUUGGUUUCAGGUCAUGGUAACACUGACCAUAGUUUCUCAGCAUGAUUCUCUUUCUGCUUCUGAAAAGAAGGUAUUUGCUGCAACACAAACUAUACUGUAUCAAGACUAGGGUCGAUCUCACCAAUUCUUACCAAGUAUUUUAAUUUCAAUGCUGUUCUGUAUGUAAUGUUUAUAUCAACUUCAGGCUGAUGGGUUCAAAACCUUCAGAUGGCCAAACACUUUUUAAAACUUUCUUAAUAAAAAACAUGGUGCUA
Messenger RNA from Hemicordylus capensis (graceful crag lizard), 1758 nucleotides. RefSeq names its product nucleoporin 35 (gene NUP35). The coding region runs from base 311 to 1240 and encodes 309 amino acids. NCBI's taxonomy places the organism in Eukaryota, Metazoa, Chordata, Lepidosauria, Squamata, Cordylidae. The transcript has 9 exons. Gene Ontology annotation, biological process: NLS-bearing protein import into nucleus; nuclear pore organization; regulation of DNA-templated transcription. The record is from RefSeq and is a predicted model, not a curated record. Gene Ontology annotation, cellular component: nuclear pore central transport channel; nuclear membrane; nuclear pore nuclear basket. Gene Ontology annotation, molecular function: structural constituent of nuclear pore; phospholipid binding; single-stranded DNA binding.